Molecule: messenger RNA, 2002 nt
Organism: Ichthyophthirius multifiliis
Lineage: Eukaryota; Ciliophora; Oligohymenophorea; Hymenostomatida
Exons: 7
Biological process (GO): cilium assembly
Cellular component (GO): membrane; BBSome
Source: RefSeq, a predicted model, not a curated record
AUGUCCUUGUUUUAAACUAAAGAAUGGUGGAGUACUAGAAUUCCCGACGAAGAAGAUUUUGACGAAAAUCAUUUAUGUGUAUCCAAUAUAGACAAUAAUAAAUAAAAUUCUGACCGCAUAAUAGUUGGUUCAUAUAAAGGUUAUUUACGUAUAUAUGCACCAAAAAGGCGUGAAUAUAAAAUUGAGGAUUUGAUAUUCGAAUAAAAUUUUAAUGAACCUAUAAUAUAAAUAUUAUGCGGUUAUUUCGGCUAAAAUCCAAAUUAAAUAUAAUUAGCAAUAUUGUUUUUUAAAAAAAUAUUAAUAUUUGAAUGUGAAACAAUAAAUUAACAAGAUAUUAAACUAAAAAAAAUAUCUUAAUGUAAUUUACCAAGAAAUUCAUAUAAUAUGUGUUAAGGAUAAUUUGGAGGUUAAACACGCUAUUAAAUUUGUAUUUAAAGUUGUGAUGGAAUGUUAAUAAUAAUAAAUUAAGAUUAAAUAUAAAGCUAAGUAUAAUUAUCUGAUUUUUUAUUGCCUUCUUCUUUAUCAUAUAAUUAAAUGACUGAUUAAAUAAUACUUUAAAACUCUUCAUAUGAAAUUUAAGCAUAUAAAAUUUCAAAUAUAGGAGCUGUUAGUAAUUCAGAUAACUAAAAAAAACUAUUACCAGAUUGGACAUUAAAUAUAGGCGAUUAAUGUUUAAAAAUCUUAACAAUAGAAAGAGAAAACCGUAUACAUGAUAUAGCUAUAUUAACUGAAGAAUCAUUAUAUAUUUUAAACUAAUAAGGUGCAAUUCGUUCCUAAAAGUACUUUGAUUACCCUGCCGCGAACAUAAUAAUAUAACCAUAUUAAUAAAAAUACAUAAAAACAUCAUCAGAAUCGGAAAAAACAAAAGCAUUGUAAAUAAUAGUGUCUUCAUUUACCAAUCAUUUGAUGAUUUACGAGGAAUUUUAGCUUAUAUGGGCUACUAGAACCGAUUUUGUAUGUUUUGGAGUUUCAUUGGGCUGUUUUGAGGACCAAAAAGGCCUUAUCGUAGGUUUAAAUGAUUAAGGAGAUUUAUAGGUUUUCUAUUUGGGAACUGAAUAGCCUUAAAGCUAAAUUUUUAAAGAAAAAAAUGAAGGCUAUUAAUAAACUUACGCUUAAAUAGAGUAAAAAUAUAACUAAGUUUUUAAAGAAAUUAAUAAUAAAUAAUCAUCUGGAAUUCAAGAGAAAACAUAAAUAAAUGAUAAUGAAUAAAUGAAUGUUGUUUGUAAAAUAUAAGGACCUUUCACAAGUCCAGAAUAUGUAAAUGAUGUACAUAAAUAUUUCCAAGUAAAAGGAAAAGCCUGGUGUGUUAAAAUAUAAAUUAGUUUGGAAUUAAAAGGAGGAAUUAAAGCAGAAAACAUACAAAUUAGAAUGAAUUUACCAAAUAAUCUGGAAUGUACUCAAGGAAAACUGCCUCAUUUGAUUGAAGAAAUUAAAGGCAAUGGAAAUUCUAUAUUUGAAACGUUUAUUUAUAUUUUAAAAGAUUAUACACCGUCUACAUUUAAAAUGGAAGUUUUAGUUUCUUAUAACAAUUAUAUUACAGGAAAAAACCUAGAAAAAAAUAUAAAAAAUAUAGUUUAAAGAAUAGAAUUACCAUGUGCUUUUUAAUGUCUUUUUUGUCCUCCAAUUAAAAAUGCUAAUUUUAAGAUUACAAUAAAUACAAAUAUACCUUGUGAAAAUAUUUAGGAAUUAUUCAAAGAUGUUUCUGAUCUUUCUGAAAAUAAAGAUGAAUGCUUUUCUUAAAGUAAUAUAUAUAGCUUUAAAUAUCCAAAUGAUGUUCAUACAUCUAUUUUAUGUUCAAAAACCGGUGAUAAAUAUAGAAUUUAAAGUUCAUCUUUUGAAGGAAUAUAUUAUAUACUAAUGUAUUUUUUUAAAAAAUAACUAAAUUUUAUGAAAAUAAAAAAAAUAAUAUGAAUUAACUUAUAAUGAUUCUGUUACUUUUUAAGAUUUUUUUAAUAUUAUUGAUGAACAUUAUUAAUAGAGAUUAAAUUUAAAAUAAGUAAAA